UCUGUCUAAAAACUGGCCUGACUCCUCCAUGUCCCCCCCGUGAGCUCUCGUACUUGCACAUGCCCAGCGGCGGCGCCCCGCUCGCCGUCUUCCUUGUCGCGUCCCUCAAGUCCGGCGCGCGCCUCCGCCACGGAGAGCAGCUCCACGCCCUCGCCGCCAAGUCGGGUCUGCUAGUUUCCAACCUUUUCGUCCGCAACUCCCUCCUCGCCUUCUACUCCCGCCUCCCCUCCUCGCACGCACCGGCCCUCGCUCACCACCUGUUCGACGAAAUACCCCUAGCCCUCCGCGAUGCAGCCGCCCACAACACCCUUCUCGCCGCCCUCGCCCGCGGGGGGCACCUCGACCACGCGAAGCGCAUGCUCGCAGAGAUGCCCCAGAGGGACACCGUCUCAUUUACCACCGUCCUGACCGCCCUCGCCCGUGCCGGCCACGCGGAGGACGCCAUGGCAGUUUUCCGCGGUAUGCUUGCCCAGGACGUGCCUCCGAAUGAAGUGACCCUUGCAGGCGUGAUUACAGCGUUGGCCCGUGACUGGGCGCCGGCGCCACUGGGUAUGGUGCAUGGGGUCUCCGUGCAACGUGGGCUUGACGGGUUCGUCAUUGUGGCCACCAACCUUGUUCAUGCUUAUGCAGCAGCUGCACAGGUUGGUUUCGCUCGUGCGGUGUUUGAGUGGAUGCCGGACAAGAACACAGUCACUUGGAAUGCCAUGCUUAAUGGCUAUGUGAAGGCAGGGGCGAUUGAUAUGGCUGCUGAGAUGUUUGAGAGGAUCCCGGAAAGGGAUGUGGUCUCUUGGUUGGUGAUGAUAGAUGGGUAUAUCCGUGCAGAUUGUAUAUCAGAAGCUCUCAGGACAUAUGUUGCCAUGAUGGCUGAGGUGGACACAAGGGGCAACGUGGCACUGCUGGUUGAUUUUCAAAAGGCGUGUGCUCGGCAUGCUGCUGUUUUAGAGGGGCAGCAGCUCCACACAGUCAUUCUGAAGGAUGGUUUUGAUACCCACCUGUUUGUGCAAGCAACCCUUAUACAUUUCUAUGGUUCUUGUGAUCUUCUUGACCUUGCCAAGAUGCAAUUCAAAUUAUCAGACAAGUCACACAUUGCGUCUUGGAAUGCUUUCAUGGCUGGUAUAGUACGGAAGAACCUAAUGCAUGAAGCAAGGCAGCUGUUUGAUAACAUGCCUGAGAAGGACACCAUUUCAUGGAGUACUUUGUUAUCUGGGUAUGUACAGAGUGGACAUUCAGACAUGGCUUUGCAGCUAUUCUGCUUGAUGCUGGGUGCUGGUGUUAAGCCGAACCAUAUCACCUUGGCAAGUACUCUAUCCGCAGUUGCUAAUUCUGGCACAUUGGAGCAAGGGAGAUGGAUCCAUGACUACAUAAUCAGCAAAUCAAUCCAUCUUACCGAUAACCUGAUUGCUGGGCUGAUUGAUAUGUAUGCAAAGUGUGGUAGUGUUGCUGAUGCAGUUCUGUUAUUCAAUCAUGUUAAGGAAAAGUUAUCUUCCCUCUCUCCUUGGAAUGCUAUGAUCUGUAGUUUAGCCAUCCAUGGUCAUGCACACAUGUCACUUGAACUGUUCUCACAAUUGCAAAGCUCCAAUAUUAAGCCCAACUCAAUCACUUACAUUGGUGUUUUAAAUGCAUGUUGCCAUGCUGGGAUGGUAACCGAAGGGAAGCACCAUUUUGAGUCCAUGAGGAGAGAAUAUGGCAUCCCACCAACAAUUAAGCAUUACGGUUGCAUGGUUGAUCUUCUUGGUCGAGCUGGUUACUUGGAAGAGGCAGAACGUCUUAUCAAGACAAUGCCGGUGAAAUCAGAUGUGGUGAUAUGGGGCAGCAUCCUUGCAGCUGCGAGGUCACAUGGAAAUGUAGCCUUGGGGGAGAAGGCCGCAGAAGAACUGGCAAAGCUUGAUCCUAACCAUGGAGCAUCCAAAGUAGCCUUGUGUAAUAUCUAUGCCGAUGCUGGCCGUUGGAACAACGUGUCAGUGGUGAGGAAGGAACUACGGUAUGAAAAUUUGGAGAGACUAUCUGGAAGCAGCGGAGUUGUUCAGUAAUGGGUCACGGCAUUUCUUGAUUGGGAUGACAUACUCUUAUACUGGGCGAGUAACUUCUUUUCUUUGAUCAAUUAUUCUGUUUGCUGACCAUACAGUGAUCAUUUUUUGCUCUUGUAAACUAAAAUGUCAGCAAUUGAAUAUAUUAAAAAGCUGUCAGGCAAUACAUUUACAGGCAAUAAGCUUACGGAGCAGAUUAUCAGCGCUUUGGACGAAGUGACCCAUGGUAUCAGAUGCUUGUGGUCAUCGAAAACUACAACCAGAGCAUGGAAUUUCUAGCAAUUUUGUUUAUAAAUACUAAUACGGUCAUGUAAAUCUCUAUUCUUUAUAAGAUGGUUAUAGAUACAAAAAUCCAUCUACAUGUCUGUAACCUUUGGAGCCUUGAUCCAUAGUUGAAGUUCUCUAUUGUCA
Molecule: messenger RNA, 2438 nt
Organism: Brachypodium distachyon (stiff brome)
Lineage: Eukaryota; Viridiplantae; Streptophyta; Magnoliopsida; Poales; Poaceae
Product: pentatricopeptide repeat-containing protein At5g19020, mitochondrial
Exons: 1
Coding region: 60-2030 (656 amino acids)
Biological process (GO): RNA modification
Molecular function (GO): protein binding; RNA binding
Source: RefSeq, a predicted model, not a curated record